AUGCGUCUCUUGUCAGCCCUUUUCCUCUAUGGGGCCUUGAUUCCCUCCAUCGCCGCCAUUCCCGCAGGCUCCAGUAUCGUGCCGUCGCCCCAACCCCAACCUGCCCAGCUCCUUACUCAUGUUUCCGAACCACGCCCCUGGACCCGACUCCGAGAUUGGGUCAUUGAAUCCGUCUGGGGAACUGGUCGCUGUUCCUCUCACAAGCACAUAGGUCCUCCACUCAAUGUACGAGAACGCUAUGAGACCGAUGUCGUACUCCGCUUUCACUUGCGUCAUCCGGAAGAGGCAGAGGCCUUGGCCUCGGCAUCACAGGCCCUCGUCCUAGAUGUCUGGGCCAUCACGGCCACAUAUGUGGACAUCCGUUUGACAGAUGACAUGAUCCCCUCCUUGCUCGACUUGCUUCCUCCUUCGCUCCGCACGGCCCACACCCCCCUCAUGGACGAUCUAGUAGAUAUGAUCUACAGUACAUACCCGAGACAACAUCCCAAGAGCUGGAAGUCCGAACAUGGAUUUGCGCCCGGUCGAGUAUUCACGGUCGACGAUGUCUUCUUCCGCGAUUACCAGCCGCUAUCAGUUAUUGUCCAAUGGAUGAAACUAAUGGCUUCAAUGUUUUCAUCUCAUGUCAAAUUCACCAGUAUCGGAUUGUCGUAUGAGGACCGCGAAAUCCCAGCUCUGCGACUAGGCACCGGAGGUGCCAAUUCCCAAUCGACGGGGCCGCGAAAGACAAUCGUGAUUGUCGGUGGUCUGCAUGCUCGCGAGUGGAUUAGUACGUCGACUGUCACAUUCGUCGCAUACAGUCUGAUCACUCAGUACGGCGAGUCAAGCGCCGUCACACAUCUUUUGGAUGAGUACGACUGGGUGCUAGUGCCGACACUCAACCCAGAUGGCUACGUCUACUCAUGGGAGUCGGACCGUUUGUGGCGCAAGAACAGACAACCCACCGGUCUGCCAUUUUGCCCUGGAGUCGACCUCGACCGGGCGUGGGACUUUGAGUGGGAUGGAGAAUCCACCCGGUCAAACCCAUGCAACGAGAAUUAUGCCGGCUCACAGCCUUUCGAAGCCCUCGAGUCACACCGACUCGCCGAGUGGGCGAAGAACGAGACCUCCAGUGGCCGUGCGAAUAUCGUAGGGUUCUUGGAUCUUCACUCCUACUCACAACAGAUUCUCUAUCCUUAUUCCUACACCUGCUCCUCCGUGCCUCCGACCCUGGAAAGCCUCGAGGAACUGGCUAUGGGCCUGGCCAAGGCCAUUCGACACACGUCCGGAGAACCGUAUGACGUGACGUCCGCUUGUGAGGGAAUUUUCAGUUCAGGCUUAACUUCCGUGAUUACAUCGGGCGGCAGUGCCCUGGACUGGUUCUACCACCAGCUUCAUGCCAGGUACUCUUAUCAGAUUAAAUUGCGAGACCGUGGUAGCUACGGGUUCUUGCUUCCAUCCGAACACAUCGUUCCCACAGGUGAAGAGAUCUUCCACGCAGUGCUGGCAUUUGGGAAAUUUAUCUGGGACGAGACCAAGGUCUCUUCCAGCACCGAGUUUGAUCCCCUGGCCAGCGAUCAACAACAGCCACUGGUUUGA
Messenger RNA from Penicillium verhagenii, 1575 nucleotides. RefSeq names its product M14 family metallopeptidase. The transcript has 2 exons. Bases 1 to 1575 code for a protein of 524 amino acids. The record is from RefSeq and is a predicted model, not a curated record. Gene Ontology annotation, molecular function: metallocarboxypeptidase activity; zinc ion binding. Gene Ontology annotation, biological process: proteolysis. Lineage: Eukaryota; Fungi; Ascomycota; Eurotiomycetes; Eurotiales; Aspergillaceae.